AUGAAGGUCUUCUACAGCGUUAUUGUGGGCGUCCUUCUAUUGUUCAUGUUCCAUGACGGGGCCGCGAACGGAGUCAACCUCUACGGGGCCGGCACCUCGAGUGCCCAGCCCGUCUACGAUGCCUGGGUCAAGAGCUACCUCUUCACCAGGGACGAUGUCAGCAUCACCUACGGCUCGGUGGGCACCAACCCGGCCUUGACGGCCUACACCAACGGCGAAGCGGACUUCAUCAGCUUGGACCGAGCCAUCCCCGCAGCCCAGGCGGCCACCUACGGCGACCUUGCCCAGUUCCCCCUCGUGGGCCAGGCCCUCGUGAUGGGCUACAACGUCCCCGAGCUGCCGAACAACACCCACCUGGUUCUGGACCGGCACGCCCUCGGGCUGAUCUACUGCGGCGCCAUCCGGUACUGGGACGAUGCGGCCAUCAAGGCGCCCAACACGGACGCCGUCAAGGCUCUGCUCCCGCACCAGCCCAUCCUGGUGGGCUAUUCGGACAACGCCGGCAUCAGCGUACCGGCCGUCUUCAAGGGCGCCCUCUCCAGCUUCAGCCAAGAAUUCGCAGACGCCCUGGCCGCGGCCAACGACACCUUCGCCCUCAUGUUCCCCGACAACACCACCGGGCAAGCGGCCGGUUCGAGCGGUUCUGCGCGUGUGACCUGGGUUAAGAACAACACCUACUCGAUCACGUUUGUCAACUACUACGACGCCGUGAACUACAGUCUCCCCUACGCCCACAUGGUCAACCAGGCCGGCACCACUGUGGCGCCCACGACGGAGUCCGUGCAGUCGGCCAUGGCUGACUACAUCACCGAGCUGGCGGAAAACAACUUCGCAAUCGACAUCUUUGACGGCAAUGGAACCGACAGCUGGCCCAUGCCGUACAUGUCCUUCUUCUCCAUGAACCGCAACGUCACCACCUUCGACUGCACCAACAUCCUCGAACUGCUCAACUUCGUCGCCUGGGUGCACACCAACGAUGCGGCGUCGCAGGUGAUGAUCGACCUCAACUUCGUGCCGCUCGACGUCACCUACCGCAAGAAGUUGAUCGACCUACUUGCGACUGUCCGGUGCAACGGCGCGCAGGCCUACACGACCAACUUCCUCCUGGGCUCGGGUCCCUCGCUCCCGCUCUACACCUCGUUCGCCGUCGCCCGUAGCUCGACCACGACCAAGCUCAAGUUCUACCAGACCACCGCCAACGCCGCCAAGCAGCAGCUGAUCACCUACGACUCCGACUUCGGCGCCACCAACAACGGUCUGUCUUCGUCCUGGGUCAGCCAGAUGCGCGACGCCGCGCUCCUCCCCGUCACCGUGUUCGCCAUCGUUCCCGGAUACAACGUGCCGGAGCUGAAAGGCUUGGAUCUGGUGCUGGACUAUGAAACGAUUGCUGCCAUCUAUUUGGGCAACAUAUCGAUGUGGGACGAUGACCGCAUCAAGGCCCUCAACUCGGAGGAGGUCGUGAACAAUCUGCCCAGCCAGCCGAUUCUGGUGGCCACCCAGAACAUCAGCUCGACCCUCACCCAGCUGUUCGUGUCCGUGCUGCGGGCCAACGUCCCCGGAUUCAGCGACUUCGUGAGCAGCUCCACCAACCCGAGCUUCCCGGUCCAGUCGACCAACCGGUCGCUCGUCACAACCGCCGCGGACGGUGUGAUGCCGCUCCUCAACGCCAACUCCUAUUCGUUUGCCUUCUGGCAGCUCUACGACAUCUCCCUGACGCGCACGACCCAAGCCGCGGCGCUGAGCGUCAAUAACAAGACGGUGGCGGCCUCGGACGACACAGUGAAGAACGCGCUGGAGGAGUAUCUGGCCAGCGGCUCCUUGGACAGUCUCCCCUUUAACGCGCUCACCUCUGUGACGGGCGAGAGCAGCUGGCCCAUUUCGACCUUCGGCUCGUUCAUCUACCGCCAGUCGACGAUGCAGGACUGCAGCAAGGCCGAGGCCCUGUCCAGCUUCUUCGUCUGGGCGCUCAACAACACCGCGUCCCAGCAGAUCGCCGAACGCCAGGGCUUCGUGCUGACCUCGUCGUCGCGGACCCUGAUGAAGCGGUUCUGGAACCUGCAGAAGAAUUUCACCUGCGAGGGCGUGGCGGUGAGCUCCUACUACAACUGCAUCAUCGGCGGCACGGUGUGCUCCGACGCCGGCCUCUGCGUCGCCAACGAGUGCGUGUGCAAUGCCGACAAGACCGGAAAGUACUGCGAGACCGACAUCUCGUCAUCCAGCUCGGACUCGACAGUCAUCGUCCUUGCUGUGAUCAUUCCGGUUGUGGCGGUCAUCUUGUGUCUGCUGCUGGCCUUCAUCGUCGGCCUCAUCGUGUGUCUCAAGCGGAAGAGCAACUCUAACGACGACUGGGAGAUCAACUACGACGAGCUCGAGGUCGGCGAACAGCUGGGCGCCGGCGGCUUCGGCGAGGUCAACAAGGCCGUGUGGAAGGGCACCGAGGUCGCCGUCAAGGUCAUGGCUUCGGAAAAGUUCACCAAGGAGAUGGAAAAGAACUUCAAGGACGAGGUGCGCGUGAUGACGGCGUUGAGGCAUCCCAACGUGGUGCUGUUCAUGGCCGCGUCGACCAAGGCUCCCAAGAUGUGCAUCGUCAUGGAGUACAUGGCCCUCGGCUCCUUGUUCGACUUGCUGCACAAUGAGCUCAUUCCGGACAUUCCAUUCGCGCUGAAGGCCAAGAUGGCGUACCAAGGCUCGAAGGGCAUGCACUUCCUGCACUCGUCGGGCAUCGUGCACCGCGACCUCAAAUCGCUCAACCUGCUGCUCGACUCCAAGUGGAACGUCAAGGUCUCCGACUUUGGUCUCACCAAGUUCAAGGAGGACAUGAAGAAGGGCGGCACCAAGGACAUCGCCGGCAGCGUCCACUGGACGGCGCCCGAGAUCCUCAACGAGGUGACCGAUGUGGACUUCAUUCUCGCCGACGUGUACUCCUUUGGCGUCAUCCUCUGGGAGCUCCUCACCCGCGAGCAGCCCUACUUUGGCAUGAGUCCCGCGGCUGUGGCGGUGGCAGUGAUCAGGGACGGGAUUCGGCCCAAGAUGCCCGAUUCGGGCAGCUGCCCGGUCGAGUACGAGGAGCUGAUCGUCAACUGCUGGCACUCGGACCCGACGAUCAGGCCGACGUUCCUCGAGAUCAUGACCCGCCUCAGCUCGAUGAACGGUGACACCACCGGCAACAGCGCGACCUACACCUCCAAGACCGGGUCGUCCUCGUCGGGCAACUCGGGGCCGAAGCCCAACAUCUACGGCUCGUGGACCAUGCCCUCCAACACGAGCGGCUCCACGUCGGGCAACUCGUCCAACAAGUCCGGCUCGUCGAACAACUCCAAGAACAUGUCCGCCAACCAGGCCGCGGCGGCGGCCGGCGGCAUCCGCGCGCCCGAGGGCGAGGUGACUAUCGUGUUCACCGACAUCACGCGCGCCGCGUCGCUCUGGGAGUUCAACCCAUCGGCCAUGCGCGACGCCACGCUGCUGCACAACGACACCCUCCGCACGGUGCUCAAGAAGCACCGCGGCUACGAGGUGGUGUUCAUCCGCGACCGCAACUCGGGCGAGGGCUCGUUCUGCAUGGCCUUCCAGAACACCAUCGACGCGCUCAGCUGGUGCAUGGAGGUGCAGCAGGAGCUGCUCCAGGUCGAGUGGCCCGAGGCCCUGCUGGACCACCCGGGCGCGGCCGAGGAGUGGGGCGACACCGAUGACCGCGUGCUCUACAAGGGCCUGCGCGUGCGCAUGGGCGUCCACGUCGGCACCCCGCGCAUGGUGCGCGACCCUAUGACCCGGCGCGUCGAGUACAUCGGCCCGGCGGUCAACGCCGCGGCGCGCAUCACGGCGCUCACCCACGGCGGCCAGAUCCUGAUGAGUCACGCCGCCUUCUUAAAGGUAAAGGACACCGACUUGGCCCGGGAGACCAACCGCAUGGCCUCGCUGGGCAAGUUCGAGAUGCCCGACGCGCCCCAGGGCUCCAAGCUGUUCGAGCUCAAGGCCCGUGGGCUCGAGGGCCGCUUCUUCGGCGGCGUGUCCAAGGACAUCGAGCUGCCGUCCAACACCACCCCGUCGACCGGCUCCGGCUCGGACAAGGCGACCACGCCGCGCGGCAAGGGCAAGAAGAACGGCGACGACGACCAAAUCAAGGAUAUGAGCGCCGUGUCGGCGACGUCGAGCAACGGCGAGGUGCAGCAGUUCGUCGGCGAGGGAAUGAUGUUCAAGGAGGAUAACUUCCUCACGUCGGCCAACCUGUGCCGGUGGAUCAUCGACUACAACGAGAUCCAGGUGGGCAAGCAGAUCGGCCUCGGGUCGUACGGCGUGGUCUACCGCGGCAAGUGGAAGGGCGUCGAGGUGGCGGUGAAGCGGUUCAUCAAGCAGAAGCUGGACGAGCGGCGCAUGCUCGAGUUCCGCGCGGAGAUGGCCUUCCUGUCGGAGCUGCACCACCCCAACAUCGUGCUCUUCAUCGGCGCCUGCGUCAAGAAGCCCAACCUGUGCAUCGUGACCGAGUUCGUCAAGCAGGGCUCGCUCAAGGACAUCCUGGGCAACAACGCCAUCAAGCUCCCGUGGCGGCUCAAGCUCAAGGUGCUGCGAUCGGCGGUGCUGGGCAUCAACUACCUGCACUCGCUGCACCCGGUGAUCGUGCACCGCGACCUGAAGCCGUCGAACCUGCUGGUCGACGAGAACUGGAACGUGAAGGUGGCCGACUUCGGGUUCGCGCGCAUCAAGGAGGAGAACGCGACCAUGACCCGCUGCGGCACGCCCUGCUGGACCGCGCCCGAGGUCCUCCGCGGCGAGAAGUACGACGAGAAGGCCGACGUGUUCUCGUUCGGCGUGAUCAUGUGGGAGGUGCUGACGCGGAAGCAACCCUACGCCGGGCGCAACUUCAUGGGCGUCUCGCUCGACGUGCUCGAGGGCAAGCGGCCGCAGAUCCCCAACGACUGCCCACUCGACUUCAAGAAGAUGAUGAAGAAGUGCUGGCACGCCGAUGCGGCCAAGCGUCCGCUCGUCGAGGACGUGCUGGCCUACUUCGACAAGCAGGUCGGCGAUGAGGACAUCGAACACAUCGCCUAA
Acanthamoeba castellanii str. Neff is the source of this 5046-nucleotide messenger RNA. RefSeq names its product serine/threonine kinase. The transcript has 15 exons. Gene Ontology annotation, molecular function: protein kinase activity; ATP binding. Lineage: Eukaryota; Discosea; Longamoebia; Acanthamoebidae. Bases 1 to 5046 code for a protein of 1681 amino acids. Gene Ontology annotation, biological process: intracellular signal transduction; protein phosphorylation; cyclic nucleotide biosynthetic process. The record is from RefSeq and is a predicted model, not a curated record.